CCAAUUUCUUUAAGUCUUCAAAAACUUAAAGAUAUAUUGGAUGUAAAUAAGCCGAUGGAUACAGAUUGUUUUAACAUGGCUGUUCGGAUGAUCGCAUGCAAUGAUGCCUUGUUCUUGUUGGAAGACAAAUACCACUACAUGGAUCUACAGUUCUGUGUAAGUUCAAGUAAUUAGUCUUUAUUCAUAUAAGUGUGUUCAUUAUAUAAUUAUUUUACUAACAAAAAGUAGUCCAUAACUAAAUUUGGUCGAGACCCUCGCCUUCGUGCAAAGCCAGAUAUCAACAUGUUGGCAAAAUUAUUAGAAUGUUGGCCUGACAUGGAGUACGAUGUUUCAGAUUGCAAACAAGUAAGCUAUACUCUUCAUCAUUUUUGUAAUCUUGUUUUUUCUCUUACUUGAACUAUUUUUUUAACUUGCAGAUUCUAUUGCCCUUUUCUUUCAUGGGUCACUUCACCUUAUAUGUACUUAACAUGGACACUAGAAGCAUCUAUAUAAUGGACUCCAUGCCUAUACCAUCAUGGUUUAAGGGUGAUCAUCCUAGCAUGCAUUAUAUACAUAAUAUACAUUAUAUUGCCAAUAAUAUGAAUGCUGCCAUGGAAUUGGCCAAUCCUACAUGGAAAGACGAUAUUUAUAUGUGGCGUCGUAUAGUACCAACAUGGGUUCCAAGAACAUUAAACUGGGAUUUAUCUGGCUUUCUUGUUAUCAACUUUAUGCACGAUUGGAAUGGUAUAAGGUUACCCUGCAUUUGCACUAAUGGGAAUGACCUGAGGACCAAAUUCUUAGUAGAAUUAUUGAAGUACAAGGACAAUGAAUCCAAAGACAACAAUCCAGAAGAAAUACAAGAAAUUAUUAGGCACAUCAGAUAGAUAUGAUUUUAUUUGUAAUGAUACUCAACUUAUUAUCCUAAUUAAUUUUAUUGCCUUUUAGGUUCGUAGUAUCGUUAGGAACAUUUGCCAACAUAUAUUUUAGUUAUAUGUUGCAAAUAUGAAGGCAGUUCAGAUUUCUGUACUUUCAAAGAUGCAUUGGUGUUUUAGAAGCUUCAGCUUAUCCUACUGUAGUAUUGUGCUUAAAAGACUCCUAUGGGUUUCCAUCUUUUUA
Messenger RNA from Zea mays, 1095 nucleotides. RefSeq lists its product as uncharacterized. Lineage: Eukaryota; Viridiplantae; Streptophyta; Magnoliopsida; Poales; Poaceae. The coding region runs from base 438 to 863 and encodes 141 amino acids. The transcript is spliced from 3 exons. The record is from RefSeq and is a predicted model, not a curated record.